AGAGCUGUCAGUGUCAGGCAGGCAAGCAGGGACAUCCCUCAGACCCAGUAACUCCAGUGUCUCCAGUCUGGACAGCCGCUUCGCUCUCUGGCUGAAGCCUGCUAGUCUGCUCGGACUGAGGAACACCCAAACCCAGGAAGGAGCUAAGCUUUCGCAUUGAUCGCUGGAUUUUCUUUAUAGAUAUUUAAGGGGACGCGAUGGCAGAUGUAAGUUUCAACGAAUCGUCCAACGCGGACGUAGCCAACAGGUUUGCGCGUAAAGGCGCGCUGAGGCAAAAAAACGUCCACGAAGUGAAGGAUCAUAAAUUCAUAGCCAGGUUCUUCAAGCAGCCGACUUUCUGCAGCCACUGCACCGACUUCAUCUGGGGGUUUGGAAAGCAAGGAUUCCAGUGCCAAGUUUGCUGUUUUGUGGUCCACAAGAGGUGCCAUGAAUUUGUCACGUUCUCCUGCCCGGGGGCAGACAAGGGACCCGACACAGACGAUCCCAGAACAAAGCAUAAGUUCAAGAUCCACACCUAUGGGAGCCCCACCUUCUGUGAUCACUGCGGCUCCCUGCUUUAUGGUCUCAUCCACCAGGGCAUGAAGUGUGACUCCUGUGAUAUGAACGUUCAUAACCAGUGUGUUAUGAGUGUUCCCAGCCUGUGUGGAACCGAUCACACUGAGAGAAGAGGGCGUCUUUUCCUCAAAUGUGAGGUCAGCGUGGAUAAACUGGAGGUCACAGUGGGUGAAGGUAAAAACCUCAUACCCAUGGACCCCAAUGGCCUCUCGGAUCCAUACGUCAAACUCAAGCUCAUCCCAGAUCCUAAAAACGAGACCAAGCAGAAGACCAAAACCAUCCGCUCCAACCUCAACCCCAAAUGGAAUGAGACCUUUUCUUUCAAGCUGAAGCCUUCAGAUAAAGAUCGCAGGCUGUCUGUGGAAGUGUGGGACUGGGAUCGGACCACCAGGAAUGACUUCAUGGGAGCGCUCUCCUUUGGCGUUUCGGAGCUCAUGAAGUCUCCCGCCUGUGGCUGGUUCAAGUUAUUGUGUCAGGAGGAGGGGGAGUACUACAACGUUCCCAUCUCAGUGGAGGAUGAUGGCAAUGAAGAACUGAGGCAGAAAUUUGAGAAAGCCAAGUUAGGACCUGGAAAGAAGAUGAUCUCAGAAGGAGUCGAUGGCCGACCCAUUAGCUUCCCUUCUAACAGCCUGGACCAGGUCAAACUCAGUGAUUUCAGCUUCCUGGCUGUGCUGGGAAAAGGCAGCUUUGGCAAGGUCAUGCUAGCAGAGAUGAAGGCCACACAAGAGCUUUAUGCUAUUAAGAUCCUGAAGAAGGAUGUAGUGAUCCAGGAUGAUGAUGUCGAAUGUACAAUGAUAGAGAAGAGAGUCCUGGCUCAACAAGACAAGCCACCCUUCCUCACGCAGCUUCACUCGUGCUUCCAGACUGUGGACCGCCUGUAUUUUGUCAUGGAGUAUGUGAAUGGUGGAGACCUUAUGUACCACAUCCAACAAGUGGGCAAGUUCAAGGAACCUCAAGCAGUAUUCUAUGCAGCAGAAAUUGCCGUUGGUCUCUUCUUCUUGCACCUUAAAGGAAUCAUUUACAGGGAUCUGAAAUUGGACAACGUCAUGCUGGACUCAGAGGGACACAUCAAGAUAGCGGACUUUGGCAUGUGCAAAGAGAACAUGGCAGACGGCGUCACCACGCGAACCUUCUGCGGCACUCCGGACUACAUAGCUCCAGAGAUCAUUGCUUAUCAGCCAUAUGGACGGUCUGUGGACUGGUGGGCGUAUGGAGUUCUACUUUAUGAAAUGCUGGCAGGACAGCCUCCGUUUGAUGGUGAGGAUGAAGAUGAGUUGUUCCAGUCCAUUAUGGAGCACAAUGCUUCUUACCCAAAGUCCAUGUCAAAAGAAGCUGUGUCCAUCUGCAAAGGGCUGAUGACCAAACACCCAUCUAAGCGCUUGGGCUGCGGCCCUGAAGGAGAGAGGGACAUCAGAGAACACGCCUUUUUCAGACGGAUCGACUGGGAUCGUCUUGAGAACAGAGAGAUACAGCCACCCUUCAAGCCUAAAACGUGCGGCAAAGGGGCUGAGAACUUUGACAAGUUCUUCACACGCACCCAGCCCCAGCUUACACCACCAGACGAGCUGGUUAUUGCCAACAUUGACCAGGCAGAGUUUGCAGGGUUCUCUUUCAUCAACAGUCAGUUUGUACAUCCGUCACUUGUCCAGAGUGUAUGAAAAGGAUGGUAGUAUCUCUGAUUAACCUCCCUGUUCACUGCCACCUACCGAAACCAACCGUCAAUAAAAUGUUAUUAGAGCAUCAAGUCCCA
Molecule: messenger RNA, 2305 nt
Organism: Cyprinodon tularosa
Lineage: Eukaryota; Metazoa; Chordata; Actinopteri; Cyprinodontiformes; Cyprinodontidae
Gene: prkcaa
Product: protein kinase C, alpha, a
Exons: 17
Coding region: 198-2213 (671 amino acids)
Biological process (GO): protein phosphorylation
Molecular function (GO): ATP binding; zinc ion binding; diacylglycerol-dependent serine/threonine kinase activity
Source: RefSeq, a predicted model, not a curated record